Messenger RNA from Vigna radiata var. radiata (mung bean), 1041 nucleotides. RefSeq lists its product as uncharacterized. The record is from RefSeq and is a predicted model, not a curated record. NCBI's taxonomy places the organism in Eukaryota, Viridiplantae, Streptophyta, Magnoliopsida, Fabales, Fabaceae. The coding region runs from base 46 to 1041 and encodes 331 amino acids. The transcript is spliced from 3 exons.
ACAACCAAAAAGGAAAUAUUAAGAAACAAAGAUACACAGAUAUCCAUGGAGGGCAAAAGGCAAGGAAGGAACAAAGUCCUUCCAACCAAUGCCUUAUGCAUUGGCGGCGAAGGAGGGAUUGCGGGUCUUUUUGUAUUCGGUGGAGCUUUGGCCAUUGCAGGUUUCAUGGCAGUUGCAUCUUUCGCCAGCAACAAGCAAAAGGCAAAGGCCACCCAUGAUCAACAGACAAAACCGAAGCCCCAACAAUUGCUGUUGGAUGAACAUGAAUGUAAGAGUGAAGACGAUCAUGACACCACCCAAAGUCUCACGUCUCUCGUUAAGAACUCAUCAAUCGGAAAUCGAGAUGCCACAUGCUAUUGGACAUCCAAUACGAACCUCGACCAAGAGGAGAAAAGUGAGCUUAAACCCAGAAGUGGUGAUCAGGAGAGCCCAACCUGCUUUCAACAUCAGGAAAUUGUGUUUUCUGACUCUUCGCCCCCACAAAGUGCGGCUUCGUCGAACGUAAGUGGGGUUGCGGAAGAAUGCAUGGUGUCAUUGUUUAACAGACCCAUUGGCCAAGAACAAGAGCUGGAUCAAAAGGAUGAAAUACCUCAAGACGAUCUAGCAUCCUCAGAAACAGAAACUGGAACCGAGGAUGAUGAGGAGGAGGAGGAGGAUGAGCUGAUGUCGGAUGAAGUUUCAGAGUCUGGCUCAGAGGAUACCUCAAAAGAAACAGGGACCACCUCCCUGGAAUACAAGGAGGAGCAAGUUUGGCCGUCAGAGCUGGUACAACAUGCAAAGGAAAAAUUCAAGGGAGACAGCCAUGCCUGCUCUCUCUCUGAUGUGGAUAGCUCCGACUACGAGGAGGAGGUGACAAUGGCACACCAAGCAGAUUUGAACCAAAAUCUGAACUUAAUGGUUCCGAAUAAUCAAGCAUUAACCUGGGUUUUUCCCUUGCUGUUGCUAGCGCUGCUGAUGCUCUUGGUUCUACUCACCUAUCGUCCACAGGAGUCAUUUUAUGUACUAGAUGAUGAGGGUCAUUCGGUAGUGAGGCAAAUUUAG